AAUAAGCCGACUGUCCCACAAGGCAGCGCGCCAGCCCGGCGGCCGGGCUGCGAGCCCUUUGUGAGUGAGGGUCGCGGGCUGCUGGGGCAGCGAUGAACGGCUCCGGAGGGGCGGCCGCGGGCUCGGCGCCGGCCGCUCAGGAGGAGGGCGUGACGUGGUGGUACCGCUGGCUGUGUCGCCUGUCCGGGGUGCUGGGGGCCGUGUCUUGUGCCAUCUCCGGCCUGUUUAACUGCAUCACCAUCCAUCCUCUCAACAUCGCGGCUGGCGUGUGGAUGAUCAUGAACGCUUUCGUCCUGCUGCUGUGCGAGGCGCCCUUCUGCUGCCAGUUCGUGGAGUUUGCGACUGCGGUGUCUGAGCGCGUGGAGCGCCUGCGCUCCUGGCAGAAAGCGGUUUUCUAUUGCGGGAUGGCCAUCGUCCCGAUCAUCAUGAGCCUGACGCUGACCACUCUGCUGGGCAAUGCCAUUGCCUUCGCCACGGGCGUGCUUUACGGGCUCGCGGCCCUGGGCCGGAAGGGCGAUACCAUCUCCUAUGCCCGGAUCCAGCAGCAGAAGCAGCAGACAGAUGAGGAGAUGCUGGCCGAGACUCUGGAUGGUGAACUGUGAUGGGGCACCUGGAGACCCCUCACUUGCUGGCCUGGGAGAGCUGU
This is a messenger RNA of Ochotona princeps (American pika), 646 nucleotides long. RefSeq names its product calcium channel flower domain containing 1 (gene CACFD1). The record is from RefSeq and is a predicted model, not a curated record. The transcript has 5 exons. Gene Ontology annotation, cellular component: membrane. Bases 93 to 602 code for a protein of 169 amino acids. Gene Ontology annotation, biological process: vesicle-mediated transport. Lineage: Eukaryota; Metazoa; Chordata; Mammalia; Lagomorpha; Ochotonidae.